ACGAGUUUACGAGUUUACGACGACACACGACGAUCUAAGAUUCAAAACAUGCGUUCGACCAUUCGCGACAAGGUUGUUGUAUCGAGGCCGUCGAGGAGAUGAUCUGCGGAACAACGCUACGAGGCUCCGCGACCGUUGUAGGUUCCCUGUCGCGGGUCUGGCUCGGACGGCGGAGCCCGGCGAGUCUGGGCAGUCGCAUCUGCCGCACCGUCGCUUACGCCACCGCGACCGAAGACCCGAACCGGGGCCCUCGACGCCACCGUCUCCGGACCGUCCUCUUGACCGGCACCGCGACCGCGGGUCUCCUAGUCGGAUGGGGAACUUCUCGAGCCCACGCCAAGCAAGAACCGAAGAGCCGUGCCGACGAUCCGGUGCCCGGCCUCCCGGAGUACUCGGCGGACGACGUCGCGCGACACGCCACCAAGGAGGACAGGAUCUGGGUGUCGUACAAGAGCGGCGUCUACGAUGUCACCGACUUCGUGGACAUACAUCCUGGCGGGGACAACAUUCUGCUAGGGGCCGGCGGAGGCAUCGACCCCUUCUGGAACCUCUACGCGGUCCACAAGACUCCGGAGAUUCUGGGGAUGCUGGAGGGAUUCCGCAUCGGCAACCUCAAGGCCAGUGACGUCGGCGCGGCGACGGCCGGUAUCGACGACCCGUACGCAACCGACCCCAGGAGACAUCCCGCGCUCAAGCCGGCUUCGGUGAAGCCGUUCAACGCGGAGCCUCCGCUGACCAUCCUCGCGGACAACUACAAGACUCCCAAUGAGCUGUUUUAUGUGCGGAACCACCUGCCAGUCCCUGAUGUCAACCCCGAGGAUUAUGUGCUAGAAGUGGAGAGCAUCGAUGGUGAAUCUCAGGUGCUGACCCUCGAAGACAUCAAGACCAAGUUUGAGAAGGUGACCAUCACGUCGGUCGUGCAGUGUGCCGGCAACCGUCGCUCCGAGCUGAACAAGGUGAAAAAGGUGAAGGGUUUGGAAUGGGGCCCAUGCGCCAUUGGCAACGCCACCUGGUCGGGGGCGCGACUGAUUGACGUCCUGCACCACCUGGGAAUGGACACGGAUGACCCCCGCAUCGAGCACGUGGUCUUCGAUGGGCUCGACCUGGACCCCACGGGGAACCCGUACGGUGCUUCGGUGCCCGCCCACAAGGCCCUGAACCCCAAGGCGGAUGUCAUCCUCGCGUACGAGAUGAAUGGGGAGCCGCUGCCCCGCGACCAUGGAUUUCCCAUCCGGGCCAUUGUGCCUGGCGUGGUCGGCGCGCGCAAUGUCAAGUGGCUCGGCAGCAUUCGGCUCAGCGCUGAAGAGAGCAGCAGCUUCUGGCAACAAAAUGACUACAAAGGCUUCUGCCCGUCAACCGACUGGGACACCGUGGACUUCAAGAGUGCACCAGCCAUCCAGGAGCUGCCCAUCACCUCAGUGGUGUGCAGUCCCACUGAGGGGUCCACGGUCAAGCUGAAGGGGAACAAGCUGCCAGUUAAAGGCUACGCCUGGAGCGGGGGAGGCCGCAGAGUGGUGCGCGUCGACGUCAGCGCUGACGGCGGGCAGACGUGGGUGCCCGCCCAGCUGCACAGCGAGGACGACACGCUCCACAAGGCGUGGGGCUGGACCCUCUGGCGGGUGGACCUAGAAGUGCCCCCCGGAACUGCGGAGCUCCAGCUCGUCUGCAAGGCCGUGGACUCGUCAUACAAUGCGCAGCCCGAGAACGCCGAGGGCGUCUGGAACUUGCGGGGCGUGCUCAACAAUGCGUGGCAUAGGGUCCGCGUGAAGGUUCAGGCAGAGGAGGGGGGUGCAAGUAAACACAAAAUACAAUAGUUUUAUAAGUUUGAGGCAACAUCAGCUCCACACGAGCACGCGCUCGACGAAGCUUCGAGAGACGUGGCGCUGGUCCAACUUGGGGAAGUAGUCCGGGUAGAUGGACGAACAGUGGAAGCCCAGUAUCUCCAACGGGUGGCGGUUCACCUGCCGGAGUCUGCACCAAACACCGAAAGGUGUGGCAUUUAUACGGUCCUCGCACGCCGGUCGCGUCACCGUUAUCCCCUGGCGUACUAGAACGUUGGGCAGGAAGAAUUUAGGGAAAUAAAUAGAAUGCACUCGGGUCGAGGAGAAAGGCAGAAACAAGUACGACACACACAGUGCUCCAUGUGUCGCACUUGUUUCUGCCUUUGUCCUUGUCCUUAGCCGAUUUUAUUUAUUUCCCUGGACAAGAACCGAUUAGCCCGCCAAAAGGUGUUACUAGGAAGAAUUUGUACAAAUUCGUUCUGCACCUGUUUGACUUUUCUGAUACAUUUCCUUUGUAUUUACACGUGUUCGAGGCAGUCUCAAAGUAAGCAUUUCUAGUUUUAUAGGAAACAUAGCCUUAUUUACAACAUGGCUUAGUCAGGCUGUAUACCCAGGUUGUCUUUUGUAGACACUGAUGCCAUGCUACGAAGUCAGACCCAUCAGGUUGCAUUGUUUGUAUAGUAGCACCUUGUUGGUGCAUCACCUCAAUUAAAGUACAAAAUUUUCCACAUUGCAAAUGCUAUCAACAUUGCUGCACAAUCCAGGGAAUAUUCACUCAGUGCAUGCCACAAUUCUUGCAAGGAUGGCAACAUGGAGCACAAUCUUGUUAUUGUAUGAAUGUCCGCUACAUUUUGGAGACACUCUUAAAUCUUGCCUUGGGUAAUUAUUGGACUGCCCAGAGUUUGUUUCUUGACUCACACGUCAUAAAGACUCAAUCUACUGCUGAAUUUUCUCUUUUCACAUGUCGCAAUAUCUACACGUCGAACAUUAUCAGCUCUGAUGUACCAUUAGUCAGCGUGCAGCAUGACUUGAUUUUUGGGUUAGAGGCACAAAAAAUAGUCAUUACUAUUUAUACUGUGAUCGUCAACUCUCCCAACCGAGUUUUCAGCAAAUAGGAUGCUGCUUAAGGCUCGUAGGGUCCUACCGCACUGCUCGAAUUCGGUCGUGGGUAGGGGUCUGUCCAUCUGUUUUGAGGUUUGUUUCACAAAGUUGGGCUAGUAUUAUUUUCUGUGGCGAUUGUUGCAGCGGGAGGGCUGCUUCUUUCACAACUUUCUUCUGAUAGAUCCUUAAUAGUUGGAAGUACUGGUAGAUCUACUGGGUGUUAAUAAAGCUCCAGUUUUCUGGAAAA
This is a messenger RNA of Ixodes scapularis (black-legged tick), 3129 nucleotides long. It is a transcript of the gene shop, whose product is annotated as sulfite oxidase. The coding region runs from base 99 to 1814 and encodes 571 amino acids. The transcript has 7 exons. Gene Ontology annotation, cellular component: mitochondrion. Lineage: Eukaryota; Metazoa; Arthropoda; Arachnida; Ixodida; Ixodidae. The record is from RefSeq and is a predicted model, not a curated record. Gene Ontology annotation, molecular function: heme binding; oxidoreductase activity; molybdenum ion binding.